AUGGCUAAAGAUUGGACUAAGGAUUGGGCAAAGCAAGACAAGGCAAAGCUAGGCAAGGCAAGGCAAGGCAAGGCAAGGCAAGGCAAGGCAAGGCAAGGCAAGGCAAGGCAAGGCAAGGCAAGGCAAGGCAAAACAAGGCAAGGCAAGGCAAGGCAAGGCAAGAAAAGCCAAGCCAAGCCAAGCCAAGCCAAGCCAAGCCAAGCCAAGCCAAGCCAAGCCAAGCCAAGCCAAGCCAAUAGCCAUGGCUAA
Molecule: messenger RNA, 249 nt
Organism: Bursaphelenchus okinawaensis
Lineage: Eukaryota; Metazoa; Nematoda; Chromadorea; Rhabditida; Aphelenchoididae
Source: the annotation of a GenBank genome assembly